Messenger RNA from Eutrema salsugineum, 790 nucleotides. RefSeq names its product transcription factor PRE6. Bases 227 to 511 code for a protein of 94 amino acids. NCBI's taxonomy places the organism in Eukaryota, Viridiplantae, Streptophyta, Magnoliopsida, Brassicales, Brassicaceae. The record is from RefSeq and is a predicted model, not a curated record. Gene Ontology annotation, biological process: regulation of DNA-templated transcription; regulation of growth. Gene Ontology annotation, molecular function: protein dimerization activity. The transcript has 2 exons.
CCUUCUUCUUCUUCAUAUUCUCUCUCUUCAUAAAUUUGCAUUAUAAAAACACAUCCACUUUGCUCCUCCUCCUUCAACACAAUCUUCUUCUUCUUCUCCACUCUCAUUCUCUCUCUCUCUGACACACUAACUACUUAUCCCUCCUGCAUUCUCCCAUCUCUCUCUCUCUCUCUCUCUCUCUCUCUCUCUCUCUCUCUCUUUACACACAAUUAUAUUAAGAAAGAAGAUGUCGAGCAGAAGAUCAUCACGUUCAAGACAGUCAGGUAGUUCAAGAAUCUCUGACGACCAGAUUUCCGAUCUUGUUUCUAAGCUCCAACACCUCAUCCCUGAACUCCGCCGCCGCCGUUCUGACAAGGUGUCAGCAUCUAAGGUACUACAAGAGACUUGCAACUACAUCAGGAACUUACACAGAGAGGUUGAUGAUCUCAGUGACCGUUUGUCGGAACUCUUGUCUUCGACGGACGACAACAGCGCCGAAGCAGCAAUCAUUAGGAGCUUGCUUAAUUAUUAAAAUUCUCGUUAAUUAAUCUGAGAACUAUUAAUUAUCUCUUUCCGCCACGAAAUUUAUCUUAUUAUUAUGAGUAUUUGUUUCCUUCUACUUCAUAUAUAUUAUGAUAUAGCUAGGGUUUCGGGUCAUUGUUAGGCCAACUCAUAUAUAUGGUUUAUGUAUGUAUGUAUGCAUCUUAAUUGUAUGUGAGGGUCCAGACCUGGCUGUAUAGUGGCCUGUGUAUCAUGAGACCCUCUAAUAUUUAUGAUUAAUGACACAGUCCGUUUCCGUUUUUAGUAAUGA